Messenger RNA from Penicillium alfredii, 1545 nucleotides. RefSeq lists its product as uncharacterized. Bases 1 to 1545 code for a protein of 514 amino acids. Gene Ontology annotation, cellular component: membrane. NCBI's taxonomy places the organism in Eukaryota, Fungi, Ascomycota, Eurotiomycetes, Eurotiales, Aspergillaceae. Gene Ontology annotation, molecular function: transmembrane transporter activity. Gene Ontology annotation, biological process: transmembrane transport. The transcript has 7 exons. The record is from RefSeq and is a predicted model, not a curated record.
AUGACUCUCUCGACCGACGAGAAGCCUUCGGCAGACAAUGUGUCGCGCCAUUCGGACCUGGAGAAAGAUCCCGAUGCAUUUGCGCCGGUGAAAUUUCCAGCAGGUCUCGAAGACCCGGACGCAGGGUUAAGUGACGAAGAGAAGGCGAAAAUCGAUCGCCAGCUUCUAUGGAAGCUCGAUAUCCGACUCGUGCCAUGGCUCAGUCUGCUCUAUCUCGUCUCGUUUCUCGACCGAACCAACAUCGGCAAUGCGAAAAUCGUCGGGCUGAAAAAGGACUUGUCCCUGAGCGACGCCCAGUUCAAUGCCACGCUGACCAUUUUCUUUGUGUCGUACUCGGUCUUCGAGCCGUUGACCAACAUCCUGCUCAAGCGGCUGCGGCCCAGCAUCUUCAUCCCAUUGAUCAUGAUCGCAUGGGGCAUCUGCAUGACCUGCAUGGGCCUCGUCCACAACUAUGCAGGCCUAAUGGCCGUGCGCUGGUUCCUUGGUCUGUCAGAAGCAGGCCUUUUCCCGGGCGUCGGCUACUUCCUGUCAUGCUGGUACAAGCGCGCCGAGUUCGGCGUGCGCAUGGCCAUCUUCUUCUCAGCAGCUGCGCUCGCCGGCUCCUUUGGUGGCCUCCUGGCCGCCGCCAUCGCCAAGAUGGACGGCGUCGGCGGCAAGGCCGGCUGGUCGUGGAUUUUCAUUCUGGAAGGGCUAGCCACCGUGCUAAUUGGCGUCGCCUCUUUCUGGUGUGUCUAUGACUUCCCGGACCAGGCGCGGUUCUUGUCCGAGGCUGAUCGGGCUCGGGUGUUGCGCCGUCUUGCGGCGGAUCAGCAGUCGAGUGCGGAGCAUGAGGAGUUUAAGAUGUCGUAUUUCUGGGCGAGUGUGAAGGAUUGGAAGACCUAUACUGGGGCUAUUAUCUAUAUGGGGGCGGAUGGCUCGCUUUAUGCGUUUUCGCUCUUUGUGCCCACUAUCAUCAGUCAACUAGGUACUACUCCAUUCCGAUACAGCUCCAUUCGCGCGCAGCUGCUGAGCGUGCCCCCGUACGCGGCCGCCGCCAUCCUGACGGUCGUUGUGGGCUUUAUCGCCGACCGCACGCGCCAGCGCGGCAUCUGCAACAUCCUCGUCUCCAUAAUCGGCAUCGUAGGCUUUGCCAUGCUGCUGGGCUGCAAAUCGGCCGGUGCACGCUACGCGGGGACGUUCCUAGGCGCCAUGGGCAUCUACCCAGCCAUUUCCAACACCAUCUCCUGGGCCAGUAACAACACCGAGGGUGUCUACAAACGCGGCGUAUCCCUCGGCUUCAUCAUCGGCUGGGGCAAUCUCAACGGUAUCGUCUCGUCCAACAUCUACCGCGACCAAGACGCUCCGGAAUUCUACCCUGGGCACGGCGUCGUGCUGAGCUAUCUGGUCCUGUUUCUGUUCGGUGGUUCGGUCGUGCAGUAUUUCUUGCUGCGGCGCGAGAACCGCAAGCGUCGUCGCGGGGACCGGGAUCGCUUGAUCGAGGGUCUCGACCAGAGUGAGAUCGAGAUGUUGGGUGACCAGCGGCCGGACUUUACAUAUACCCUGUGA